AACGGCUAUCUGGCCAGAGAACCCGCCCACGACCCACAUACAUAUGUACAUACGUGUGUGGCUCGAUUCCGCAGGGCGCACCUUUGAACUUCCGGAGGUCUGCAGCAGGCAGGAGGUGGAACAGCAGGGCGACUGGCGUGCUGGUCUAUCAGGCUAAGUGGAGCGCAGCGAUUCCAAUUGCAAAAUUGCACACUAAGGUGCAUAAAUUAGCCAGUCAGAGUCUGGCUGAAACUCAAACAGCGUGGAUUCCCCAGAGCAGCCAGUUAAUUAACGCGCCAUUUAACGCCCGCCACCAAGUGCCUCCAACAUUGUCGACCCUCCUUCCGGCCGUCGACGCACGCAAUCCCUCGCAUUUCCGCUGGACGCGUGCCCCAAAUUAAUUGCCCAGCACUUGGCACGUCAUGUAGCAAAUGCGCAAAUGAAUUAUGACUCGCAGUUGAUCCAAAAUCCCAGUUGUUUGGCAUUGACUCGGUUUCCGCUUGGCCGCAAUCCGCAGUCGUCAAUCUUGUGGAUCAACAGCGAUUAUGGCUGGGGCCCGUAAAAACUAUUAGCCAUUUCCCGCCACGCAGCACUACACCCACAUAUCAUAUCCCUCAGCCUUGACUGGCAAAUAUUUGAUGUAUGCAAAGCAAUACUGAGAACUGAAAAGUCUGGCAUUGAACUUGAAAUGUUUGCGCAGCGACGAAGGACGAACAGGCGGUCAUGUAAUACCGGAAUUAACCUUGAUAAGCCAGUCCGGUCGAGCUGCAAGUGCAGGCAAAAAGGAUUGCAUAUUAAUUGGCCUGCAAUUAGAGGCCAAACCCAGGCGACUUGUGGCCACAGCGUGAAUUGUAAUUACCUCGUCAAACGCAAAGCGAUUUACUCCACCUCCGCCGUAAAAGAGGCUUCCGUCCUUGAUUGCUGAUUUGCAGCUGCUACUCCGGAAGGGAACGCUAAGCGGCUGUUUCAGUCGUUCCAUCCUAAUGGUUGCAGGAAUUGUAAACGCCCAAAAGUGUCACUCUUAGUUUAAUCCAAUGCACUUUGCCAUCAUCACGGAGAGCAUCUUGGGUCUGCAGCUUUUAAGCCUGAAACGCCGGACCUCGUCCCUCAAGGACCAGGAGUCCUAUCAGUGCUCCUAUGGCCUGAAGACGCAACAGCAUCCGCUGAUCUCGCUGCUUCAGCACUCUAGUGCCAACAUGCACGAUGUGGCCAACAAGAUCAUUGGCAUUUGUCAGCACCACGACAAGGGCAUUCGGGACUACAGCAUAGAAUACCUGAGACCCGUGUUUCUUUACGUGCUUUGCAAUCCCCAAACGCUGCACGAUGUAAAGCCCAUUUGGACUUGUGUGCUAAAUCUCAGUGGAAAGCAACCGGAGGCGCGAGCUCUGAUGCAGGAGCUAUUGGCGUGGAGCAAGUUCAACAACGCGAACACUUGCCUGUGCACCAGCAUUCUGGUCAUUGAGGCCAUCGACCACUUUCUGCAGCGGGAGGACCACGCGCAGUCCAUUGAUUUGGGAAUCUAUCAAGCCUGUCUCAUCAAACAGCUUGCCAGUUACGGAAUCGAUCCGCGUCCAAGCCUGCAGUGCCUGCUCCGAGUGCUCCAUGCCACGCGCGAGCACACGAAGGACCACUACCAUGUCCUCUUGGUUCUUCUUGCCGAGGUUUUGCACGUUCUGUCCCCAUUUUACCUGGCGGAUCUGCUGCGCAUUAUCGUUUUCGUGGUGGUGCAGGAGCGCUGUGGCCAUGAAUACAUUCUGAACAUGUGUCUGGACGGAAUUAUUCAGUGGAUGUCUCAGACUGCAUUCAUACCCGCAGAAGGCCUGGCCUUGGCCCAUCAGAUAGUCGAAAGGGUGUUGGACACUGAGACUUCGGACCAGGAGGCAGAGGUAAUCUCCACCAAGCAAUUGAAGCCCGCCCAUAUGCGCAACUAUCACCCGGACAUUGCGAUCGCCUUCGAUUUGGCCACAUUGGUGGAGUCCUUCGACGCCUCCGACAACCAGGAUGUGUUUGCAUUUGUGGACGCCCUGAAUGUCAAGGCCAAUUCGGUAUUCUGCCAGCGCCUGCACCUCUUUCUGCGCGCGCUUUUCCUAUCGAAGAAGCCGCCUGUGGACUGCUGGUUCAAGAUCUACGAGGUCAUACUGCAAAUCGUUAAGGUCAACGAGGGCAUCGCCUACGAUUUCCUUAUGACAUACAUUUUCAAGCUCGCCCACGAAAACAAUCCUGAGCUGCAGCUGGAGCUGCUCAGAGGAUUGGCCAGCUUUGCAGUGUGCAAGGACAAUGUGCCCAUGAUACUUAACACCAUACGAAAUCUUUCCACCGAGAACGGCACAUUCUGCGUGGACCUAUAUGUGCGCCUAUGGCGAGUGGAGACGCGUACUUAUCCCUUCCUGCUGAAGCAGAUUGCCCAACCACUGCCGGACAAUGACAAACGCUGGGAGCUGCAGAUAGCCCGCACCCAUGCUAUGCGGGAGAUCUGUCAGGAGAAGCCCACUUUACAUGGCUCGGAGCUGCUCCCGCAUCUGAGCAACACCCUCAACCAUUCCUCCGAUGAGGCGGGUGAUCUGGCCACAUCCUUGGCCCUGGAUGCCAUAUACGCUUUGUGCGACAGUCACACCGUGAACAUUGCUUCCACCUGGCAGGCGCUGGGCAGUAAAUUUCGGAACGAGCUGCGUCCGCAGACGCUGAAGUCGCUGUACAGGCUCUUUGGUCUCGUACCGCUGCUGCAGACUCCCACCCUGGAGUACGAGAAGUUGGCGGAUGAUGCACUGGAGCAGCUGUGGCAAGCUAUUAGUCGGCCGGGCACGGAUGCUGCCCAGGUGCGGAAUGCCCUCGUUGCACUCAAGAACUACGAACCGGGAGUUACUUUAAACCUACGCCACAUUCCGGCUCAAUUUCGAUUUGAAAUCGUUGGAGGGGGAGUAGGAGCUGGAGGUCCCGGAGGUCGAGAAGUUGUGGAUCUGCAGCAGGAGACGGUGCCCGGUGAGGUGUGGGUGCAGCUACUGCAGAAGAUACGUCCGGAGUGCGGAGACGCCGCGGCGGACUUGAUUUCCCAUCACAUAGGCAGUGAGAUUGGCGCGUUUCGCAGCGGAGUCUACCGCCUGCCCGAGGGUAAGCCGGAGCCUCGGAAGCUCGUGGGCUUGUUUGCCACCAGUCCACUCCGGGCUGUGACCAACUACCUGGUGAGCCAAGCGCGCUUUGGAGAUUACGUCCCAGAACCGUAUGCCGUAACAUUCGCCCUGCGGUCGCUGUCGAAGAAGUUUCCCAAGCCCAUUCCGCCACUGGACUGGAGUUGCCUCACCAGCUUCUUCCACUUGUCCUUCGAUGCGCGCAGAUAUUGCAUCAUAAUUGCCAAGAAUCAGGCCGUUAAUUCGGGAACCGCCAAGCGUCUCCUGGAAAAUUUCCUGAUCGACUUUGAGCCCAACUGCUUCGAGGAGGAUCUGUUGCUCCUCUUUUCAUUGCUGCCAGAAAUUGCGAACAGUGUGAGCCUUCAGAUUCUGAAGAACUUUGCCGAGAAGGUGGCUGUCUACUGCUUCAAGGAAUCGCAGAUAAAUGACUUUGUUGAAGGAUGCUUGUUCGAAAAGUUUUUGGAAAGUGUCAAGUACAUCUUCUCCGGCAAGUGCGACAUACCCGAGGUGCUGGACGUUUUCACGCUGAUUGUUGAGCGUUACAUGGACUCUAUGAACCUGGACUCAAGGCUCUUCGAACGCUAUACGGAAGUGGUGGCCACACUGCAUCCGAAUGCCAUCGAUGGUCUAACGACGCCAGCCAAUUGGUGGGAGACGCCGGUGGGCAAGCUGAAGAAGGCCACCAUCAUUCGAUGCUAUUUGGUUUUGUACAACGACAAGCUUCCAAAUCCUCUCAAGUGGCUGACCCCCAUAAUAGAUGCCUAUGAGAAACGAGCGGAGGAGCGGCCUUUCUUCUACCGCCACCUGGCAGCCACUCUGUACGCUUUUGCCAGCGAUGAGCACUCCAGCAACUGGAUAGCGGAGAUGUUCCUGGAGAUCCAAAUGCUCUUGGCCGAGGCAUCCAACAAGGAGAAGGUGAACAGGGCGCUCUACCUGCUGGACAUCUUCAUCCUAGCCGUGGAUGUGCUCUCGGGCUGUGCCGUGCUGUUGGGCAGCGUGGAUGUGGUAGCCACGGACGACAAACAGCGACUGUCGCUGUUCCCGGAGAGCUUGCAGUACCUGUGCGAUCACAUCUUCUGGAAGGAUCAGGAGGCUAAGAUAUACGAAUUCCUCUUCAGUCUCUAUAAGCACGCGACCAUGCCGUCCUCCUAUGCCGAUGUCUUCAGGGAGGCCAUCAUCUGCUCCCGGAACAAACCCUAUUUUGAUAGCAAGGGCGUCUGGACCAAAUACGUAGGACUGCGUAACUGAACAGGACGACCACUCACCGCAUUUAGACCCUUCCGCCCACGCCUGAAGUGCACUUAAAUGGCUAGAACCAACCGCCUACCGUCAAUGUUAGUCAAUUUUUGAUAGCCAUCGCGAUUGUUACUUGUAUGUGUUUGAACUUUAACGUACAUUAAAUGCAUUUUU
This is a messenger RNA of Drosophila erecta, 4514 nucleotides long. Its product is annotated as focadhesin. Lineage: Eukaryota; Metazoa; Arthropoda; Insecta; Diptera; Drosophilidae. Bases 1014 to 4352 code for a protein of 1112 amino acids. The transcript has 7 exons. The record is from RefSeq and is a predicted model, not a curated record. Gene Ontology annotation, biological process: regulation of post-transcriptional gene silencing.